Messenger RNA from Plasmodium vivax (malaria parasite P. vivax), 1009 nucleotides. RefSeq lists its product as hypothetical. Bases 490 to 759 code for a protein of 89 amino acids. Gene Ontology annotation, cellular component: L-cysteine desulfurase complex; mitochondrion. The record is from RefSeq and is a predicted model, not a curated record. Gene Ontology annotation, biological process: iron-sulfur cluster assembly. Lineage: Eukaryota; Apicomplexa; Aconoidasida; Haemosporida; Plasmodiidae. The transcript is spliced from 2 exons.
AUAGCAAAAUGGCACAACAAAAAAACAAAAUGGCACAACGACAAGCUAACGAAGCAAAACGCGGCAUACCAAAGUGAAGCAAAAAAAAUAACUUACGACGUUGUGACCAUUUAUGCGACCUGUGGUGGGCCCGCGAAACUCUGCUGUGUUAUAAAAAUUAUGAGGAAUGCUCACGCAAGGCAGCCGAAGUUAAUUCUGUGGGAACCAAACGGGAGCGAUCCGCAAGUGAAUCGAAACUUCUGCAAAAGGGAGUGAACGUGUACGUUUGGCUCGAGAUAGCCAUUCGGCGCACUUACUCAAGGUAGAGACCUGCGCGACAGCGGGUGGGGCAAGAAAAAAAGAAUCCCGUCUGUGUUUUAAAAAUCGCUUAAAGAGGCGCAAUACCCCUGGGGAAUACUUCGAACAAGCUAGCCAUUCGUAAAUUUUGAAGCGUACACGCAUCUAUACGUAUGCGCAUGUGUGUAGGCAACUUUUAAACGCGCAAGGGCGAUGAAGAUGAAUAACAUAAAAAAUAUGAAAGCUCUUUAUCGCCACAUCCUAAGUGAAGCCUCCAAAUUUGAAAACGUAAACUACAGCGUCUACUUCACGAACAAGGCCAAAGAAACCUUCCGAGAAUUUUUUAGCAGCAACCAUGCGAACCAGAGCGAUGAAAAACUGAAGGCGUUUGAGAAGGACUGCCGGGAAUACCUUAACAUGCUGAGGAGACAGACGGUGGUGCACAACAUGUACCACGUGGAUAAGCCCCUGGUGACUAAAUGAAGAAGGGGAGCGGCACCGCUACGCCGCUACACUGCUACCCCCCUCCUUCCAUUUUGGUCGCUUCCACUUUUUGCUUUUUUUUGUCCGACGAAACGUUGCGCCGAUAGGCCACCCCAAAGAAGAAGCUUCUUUAUUUGCACCAAUCCGGAGAAAACAAAAAAAAUAAAUAUAUAAAUAAAACAACUGCGCAGUGUGUAGAGAGAGAACACUUUGCGCACAAGUCACAUGAACAUCUAAUCCAUUUUGUUUU